AUGGAUGCUAUCACACAGGUAUUGGAUAUCAUAUCCAAAAAAGGCACAAAAACGAUUUUGUACGAAAAACUGACUGACCAUCAAAUGCCAAGCCAGAAACACAGCUACGCUGCCCAACAACAACAACAACGACAACAAAAACAACAACGACAACGACAAGAGCAGCAGUCAACUGCUCUAUGGAACAGCAGCUCAGCAAGCCAAUUUUCCCCUGAGAUGUGGCCGUUUUGCUUGAUGCAUUUUUUAUUUCAGCUAACAGCAGCUACACUGUAUCUCGGUGAUUAG
This is a messenger RNA of Brugia pahangi, 285 nucleotides long. Lineage: Eukaryota; Metazoa; Nematoda; Chromadorea; Rhabditida; Onchocercidae. The record is from the annotation of a GenBank genome assembly.